Frankliniella occidentalis (western flower thrips) is the source of this 856-nucleotide messenger RNA. Its product is annotated as protein FAM98B-like. The transcript has 2 exons. Bases 114 to 587 code for a protein of 157 amino acids. NCBI's taxonomy places the organism in Eukaryota, Metazoa, Arthropoda, Insecta, Thysanoptera, Thripidae. The record is from RefSeq and is a predicted model, not a curated record.
CGACGUUCCUCCUUGCAGGACCUGACGGGCUCGUAUAAAGGCACCCUGGGGCCUCUGCCAGCUCAGAGGAUCCGGGACCAUUGCCACACACGCAGUCCAUCCGGACCGAGACCAUGCUCAAGUUCACGGUGCUGCUGCCCCUCCUGGCCGCGGCCUGCUGCGUGGCCAUGCCCGCCGGUGACGAGCCCGCGGCCCCCGCCAUCCCUGUGGCGGCCGCCCUGGCUCCCGCGGACCAGGCUGCUGACGUCGUUUCCGCUGAGUCGGCCGUCCGCGAGGGCACCGUCGUCGACCCUGCACUACAAAACGAGGCCGGUGGACGCCCGCUGGUCGUCUCCGCCGAGGGUGACGCCGAGGGAGAGCUCCUGGGAGGGGCCGAAAGCCGCUACGGCCGCCACCGCUGGGGCGGAUAUGGAGGAGGUUACGGAGGCUGGGGAGGCUACGGAGGAGGCUACGGCAGAGGCUACGGAGGCUGGGGCGGCUACGGAGGCUGGGGCGGCUACGGCGGCGGAUACGGCCGGGGCUAUGGCGGCUGGGGCGGCUACGGCUGGGGCGGCUACGGUGGCUACCGCCGUGGUGGAUGGUGGUAGACGCAACGUAUCCGCACCUUUCCAACAACUUGAGUUACCCCUGUUCAACAAUGCACCAGCGCCCUCCGCGGGCCCUUCUUCACCUCAACCCGGGAUCGACCACGAUCAAGACUGCUUCUUUGUGCCGCUUGAGUCGGCGCGCCCGUGCCAACGAUUGCAUGUGAGUGACAACCCUUGGCACGCAUAGGCGUCGAAUUGACCGCUGCAAUGCUAAUCAUAUUACUACUACUGUGUAGUGCUUUAAUAAAGAUAAGUAAAUUCCACCAAAA